Messenger RNA from Capsella rubella, 1775 nucleotides. RefSeq names its product shaggy-related protein kinase delta. Gene Ontology annotation, cellular component: cytoplasm. The transcript has 13 exons. Gene Ontology annotation, molecular function: ATP binding; protein serine/threonine kinase activity. NCBI's taxonomy places the organism in Eukaryota, Viridiplantae, Streptophyta, Magnoliopsida, Brassicales, Brassicaceae. Bases 264 to 1526 code for a protein of 420 amino acids. The record is from RefSeq and is a predicted model, not a curated record. Gene Ontology annotation, biological process: protein phosphorylation; signal transduction.
GUAAGAAAUCUACAAAACGAAACCACAGAGAAAUCUCUAUGUACAAGUAAGAUCAGCUUUACUCUGUUUUUUUUUUUUAUAAACUGAAGUAAAAAAAAAAGACGACGGAACGAAGAAGACGACAUCGACGAUCAUCAAAUGUGUGAACUUUUACUUUCCGAUCAAGGAAGAUUGGUGCUUUGAUGGGAUGGGACACCAUAUUGCUAAGGUUUAUGGUGUUAGCAUAUAGUACUAGUACGUCUUUAUCUUGAGAACCAACCACUAUGGAAUCUCACCUGGGAAAUGGAGUAGGCAGUUCGAGAUCUGCCAAGAAUGUAAAGAACACUUCUGGCUCAGUUGAUUGGUUGAGCAAAGGUAUGCUUGAGAUGAGGAUUAGGGACAAGACAGAGACUGAUGAGGAGAGAGACAGUGAACCAGAUGUCAUUGAUGGGGUUGGUGCAGAACCUGGCCAUGUGAUCAGAACUACACUCCGUGGACGAAACGGUCAAUCAAGACAGACAGUCAGUUACAUAGCAGAACAUGUAGUUGGAACUGGUUCUUUUGGAAUGGUUUUCCAAGCUAAAUGCAGAGAAACUGGGGAGGUUGUUGCCAUUAAAAAGGUUCUACAAGAUAAGCGGUACAAGAACAGGGAAUUACAAAUUAUGCAGAUGCUAGACCAUCCGAAUGUUGUUUGUUUAAAGCAUAGCUUCUAUUCAAGAACAGAAAAUGAAGAGGUUUAUCUGAAUCUUGUCCUUGAAUUUGUUCCCGAGACUGUCAACCGUACUGCCAGAAGCUACAGUAGAAUGAACCAGCUGAUGCCAUUGAUAUACGUCAAACUCUACACUUAUCAGAUUUGCAGAGGGCUUGCUUACCUUCAUAAUUGCUGUGGUCUUUGUCACCGUGAUAUUAAGCCUCAAAACCUGCUAGUGAAUCCACACACACAUCAGCUAAAAAUUUGUGAUUUUGGGAGUGCGAAAGUGUUGGUGAAAGGAGAACCCAAUAUUUCUUACAUUUGUUCAAGAUACUACCGUGCCCCCGAGCUCAUUUUUGGAGCCACUGAGUACACAACUGCAAUAGACAUAUGGUCCACAGGUUGUGUGAUGGCUGAACUGCUUCUUGGACAGCCUCUGUUUCCUGGUGAAAGUGGAGUCGAUCAACUUGUCGAAAUCAUAAAGGUUUUGGGUACACCAACAAGAGAGGAGAUCAAAUGCAUGAAUCCGAACUACACAGAAUUUAAAUUUCCUCAAAUAAAGCCUCAUCCUUGGCACAAGGUUUUCCAAAAACGUUUGCCACCUGAAGCAGUAGAUCUUCUUUGUAGGUUCUUCCAGUAUUCUCCUAAUUUGAGAUGCACAGCGGUGGAGGCUUGUAUCCACCCGUUCUUUGAUGAACUAAGAGACCCAAACGCUCGUCUCCCAAACGGCCGGCCACUUCCUCCACUUUUCAAUUUUAAACCGCAAGAACUCUCUGGUAUCCCUCCUGAAACUUUGGACCGGCUUGUCCCAGAACAUGCCCGUAAGCAGAACCACUUCAUGGCAUUGCACUCGUAAGUCUCUUCCGUGUUUUCUGUACGAUCUAUCGGGUGCUCUCUUCUUUUCUCUAAGCUCUCUAGAUCCCAGUCUUUGGGGAACCCCCAUUAGAGCACUCUCUGUAAACAGAAAUCACCGGAAAAAAGAACCAAUGACUUUGUAUUAAGUUGCAUCCCCAUCCCUUGUCGUGUCGAAGUGGGGAUACGUGAAUUUACAACAUUACUUUGCUAGAUAAUAUUGAUAUAGAGGAAUUUACUUACAUUUGCCAUA